GAGGAGGCGGUUGGGGAGGUUGCAGAGCCAUGGCUGACCAACGCAGCUCUUGGAGCGGAGGCUUGACCGGUCUGCAGAAGGUUGCCCUGGGCCUUGGCAUCCCAGCCAGCGCUGCCAUCCUCUACAUCUUGUACUGCCGGUACCGGGAGGACCAAGAAGAACGGAUCACUUUCGUGGGGGAGGAAGAAAUCGAAUUCGUGCUGAAGGUGCCCCAAGAGGCGGUGAAGUUCCUCCUCGGGCGGCAGGGGGCAAAAGUGAACCAGCUGCGGAAGGACACCCACGCCCGCAUCAACGUCGACCUGGAGGAAUCCGGCGAGGAGCGGAUGAUCCGGAUCUCGGGAUCCCCCGUCCAGGUGUGCAAGGCCAAAGCCGCCAUCCACCAGAUCCUGGAGGAGAGCCUGCCCGUGGUGGAGAAGAUCUCGGUGCCCAAUCGGGCCAUCGGCCGCAUCAUCGGAAAGGGUGGCGAGACGGUGAGGGCCAUAUGCCGGAACACCGGGGCCAAGAUUGACUGCAACCACGACGGGGAGGGUGCCCUGUCGCUCACCCGCGUCGUCACCCUUUCCGGGACUCGCAAGGAAGUCCAGGCUGCCAAGGAAUCGAUCCGCGAGAAACUAUCGGAGGACGAAGCUUUCCGCAGUAAGUUGUUGCAGUCGGUGUCGGCACGUGUGCAGCGCAAGCAGCCGCUGGGCACCCGGAGGGAGAUGGCAGCGGCCGGCGACUCAGGACAGCGGCCUUACUCGCACACGGAACCUCGCAGUCGGAUGCCGGAAGUUGGGCACCUCCGCCGAGAGGCUGGCGACGGGCCACCGGAUUAUCGCUCGGGGGAUCCCCCCGAGUCGAGCGGAGCAGGGUCCCCGAUAAACCCCUGGCCUGCGCUGAGCUCCGUCUUUGAAGUCCCCAGCCCGGAUUUCAGCCUCCACGGCAAGGAUCACCUGGAGGUCUACGUCUCGGCCUCGGAAAACCCCAGCCAUUUCUGGAUCCAGAUUAUCGGCGUCAAAGCUCUCCGUCUAGAUAAACUUGUCCAGGAGAUGACAAAAUACUACGAGAACAACGAUGGCGGCGAGCUGGAAAGCGUGCAGGUGGGGGACAUUGUAGCCACCUACUACCCCGAAGACCGUUCCUGGUAUCGGGCCGAGGUCCUGGGGACCUUGGACAAUGGCAAUCUGGAUAUUUAUUACGUGGAUUUUGGGGACAACGGCGAGGCGCCCCUGGAGAAGGUGCGGCUGUUGCGGGGUGAUUUCCUAGGCCUCCCCUUCCAGGCCAUUGAGUGCAGCUUGGCCGGUGUGGCCCCUACUGGGGGGCCACGUUGGGAAGAGGCCGCCCUGGAUGAGUUUGACCGCCUGACCCACUGCGCCCAAUGGAAAUCGGUAUUUUGCAAGAUCUGCACCUACGUGCCCGUGGGCAGCAGCGUGCGGCCGUACGUCCGUUUGUUCAAGGCCACCGACGGGCAGUUUAUCGACGUGGGAGAGGAACUGAUCCGGUUGGGCUACGCGGUGCGGAAGCUGUCGGACGAAGAUGGGGACGCCUCGAUGGAACUGCCCGGAAACCUGAGAAACUCUGCAGGGAUGUCGUUGGAGAAUUUAUCCGAGAUGGCCUCUGUGUCGGAAGGGGAGGAGAACUCGGUGAUGCUAUGAGAGCCUCCGCAGGAAGGCAGAUGGAAAGAUUUGUUUCUUGGAAGGGACCGCAGAAAGAUCCCACCCGCCGGAGGGACCGUUUGGAAUCUUGUGGGGGACACGCCAGCCCCCCCCCCCCCACC
Molecule: messenger RNA, 1756 nt
Organism: Pantherophis guttatus
Lineage: Eukaryota; Metazoa; Chordata; Lepidosauria; Squamata; Colubridae
Gene: TDRKH
Product: tudor and KH domain containing
Biological process (GO): spermatogenesis; P granule organization; piRNA processing
Cellular component (GO): P granule
Molecular function (GO): RNA binding
Source: RefSeq, a predicted model, not a curated record